CUGGUGAAGCAGAGGCCGAGUAGGACCGAUUUAAUCGGGGGAAGGGGAUAUUUAAUUUGGAUAUAACGGGCGGUAUUGCACGCAAUCGGACGUGUGCGGUUCGCGUUGUCUUGCUGGAGUUUUGGUUCGGUGUUGCGGUUGUUGGCGUGAUGUGGUCUCUUGAAGGCGACGAUAUGGGGUGACGGUGGUGGCCCAGCGAGACUGCGAAUGGCUGCGAAUGGCUGUGAAUGGUUCGAUGGAGGCUAUGGGUGGUGUUUUUGGUGUCCUCGCGGCCAAUUCCGAUCGCCAAGCUCAACCGAUUCUGACCAGAUCUCAGCCGAUGCGAAGCCUGCCGUGCCUGCUUCGAGAAGCACCUGCUCGGGCUCAGCUGAAUUGGAAAUGGGUUAUGCUUCGUCAGAAGUCCAUUUGUUGCAGGAUACGAUACCGGUUGAUUCCGACUCUGAGGCUCUCGACAUGGUUCCUUCCCCAGGUUUUGGCUCAGCUCGCCUCAGUUGCUUUUGCACGUUGCGUUGUUGCUGGAUGUUGCCCCUGUCCCUUGUACCCAUGGCCAACUCGUGAAAAACUAGGCGACCAUCGACAUGGUACUUCGGUUCUCGUCGGUUUUUACCACCUCAACGCCGUGCAUCUGCGAUUCGCUCACCAAAUCUGCGUCUGGCGAUGGCUUCAACCUGGCAUCAAAUUCAGCCACUGUACUUUCCCUAGCGUGUUUGAUCCCAUUGUCAUGUGGGUCUGUUUCGGACCCGUGACUAUCGGUCAUAUCACAGAUCUCGCACUCAUCUCGCUGUUCACGUCCCUCCCCAGGAUUGGCCAUCAUCCUUCCAAAUGAUGCCAUCGCCAUCCUCUUAUCUGAUAUGCCCCGGGGUUUGGAGUAAAAUGGGGGUCACUCACCUCACCGUGCCCAUGCCUUCGAUUUGAGAGUCGGAGUGUGACGGUUCAUGGCUUUGCUUACAUAUCAAGAACACUACCAUCGCUCAUUGCGUGAUUCGCAAGCAGCUGUCGUCAUGGCCUCUCCCCUCUUGAUGAGGCAUCCGAUCUGCCUCAGCUCGUGUCUUUAAUAGACCAACGUGAUGUCGAGUUCUUCACCAGAACAACGCUCGUCACCUCUUCGAUUAUAUUGCCACGCCGCUCUCCCUUCUGUCCGAGCGAAUUAAGAUGCCAGAAUCUUGCAAACAACUAGCCAGAAACCAGUCGAAAGCCAGUCUCAGGGCUGUCGUGCUCACCCAAGAUGCCUACCGAGUUCAUCAGCUUGACAUUUCCCAAUGCUUCCACGGAGAUCAAUCCGAUCCCGGGUGCCGGCAUUGAUCCUGCUUACCUGGUCCGCUAUGCCCGGACGCUCGAUGACUACGACUUCAACUACACUCUUGUACCCUAUGAUUCUUCCUCCUAUGACCCUUUUACCAUAGGCGCCACUAUUGCCGCCGCCACCAAGAACCUCAAGAUCAUCAUCGCACUGCGUCCAAACACGCUUUAUCCAACCGUCGCUGCGAAAGCACUAGCCACGCUUGACCAGAUUAGUUCAGGUCGAGCCGUUGUACACUUAAUCGCCGGCGGAAGCGAUGCUGAGCAAGCCAAGGAGGGCGACUUCCUACCUAAAGACCAGCGCUAUGCCCGACUCGAGGAGUACAUCCGCAUCCUGCGUCGCGCCUGGCAGUCCGCAGAACUCUUUGACUGGAAUGGCACGUUCUAUCAGUUCAAACAGUUUUCCAACCGCGUUCGUCCCGUCAAUGGUACCGGCAUCCCAAUAUCAGUCGGUGGCUCAUCGGAGGAGGCAUACCGGAUUGGAGGCGCCUUGGCCGACAUCUUUGGCCUCUGGGGCGAGCCUCUGAAAGAGACCAAGGAGCAAAUUGACCGCAUUUACCAAGCAGCUGCUCGAGCCGGCCGCCCCAAUUCAGACCGUCCUCGCAUUUGGGUCACCUUCCGGCCCAUCAUUGCUGAGACAGAUGAACUGGCUUGGCAAAAGGCAUAUCACACACUGGAUGUUUUGAAGGCGAAUCAGGCCCGUGUUUCGGGAGGAGGAAGCCAGGCGUCCGACAGCAAAGCGCAAGUUCGAGACCCCACACCGCAGAACGUGGGCUCUCAACGGUUGCUAGAGAUUGCUUCACGUGGAGAUGUUCAUGACCGUGCGCUCUGGUAUCCCACCGUCACUGCUACCAACGCUCGCGGCGCAUCGACCGCUCUUGUGGGAUCCCCUCAGACUAUUUCUGAUUCGAUCCUUGACUACAUUGAUCUCGGAGCCGAGCUCAUUUCCAUCCGUGGCUAUGACAACUUGAACGAUGCCAUUGACUAUGGACGCUAUGUUCUCCCAAAGGUGCGCAGCGCGUUGCAGAAGCGCAAGAACAAGGGGGUAGAUUCUGCGUAGAGAUAUUGUGGCUUUGCCAACUGUUACCUAUCAGACAGACAGACAAACAUAACGUUAAUGAUAGUCCUUUUCCAUCACUGCGGGGUUUCUCCGUAGUGACAAGAUCUUAUGAAAAUUCCUUGCCCGUCUGUCUGUCGAUGUAACACGACCAAGACUGCGGACGACUGAAGUCAUGCCUUUUGAGGUCAUUCCCAGUCUUGAUUCUUAUCCAGUCGACCAACAUUCAUAUCCCUUACCAGAGUUGCCGUGAUCUUGGACAACUCUAUGCGGGAAAUCUGCUGGCCUGGGCAAGAAUCGUACCCUAGCUUCCACGGUCCGUGGAAAAAGGACGAGUCAACUGGCGGGACAACAUGCUUUAUGGUGUGCGUUGGUAGCGAGGAGGACACUUACCAGCAUGAAAUACGUAUCCAGCUCUCAUGCGUCCUCUUUCAACCACCGAUAAGUUUGGACACUCGCGCAUCGGGGCCCCAAAGUCCCCUGAAAUGAUUCAUCAACCACGGAUUAAUAGACAGAAUGCUGCUCUCUAAAAAGUGCUUACUCCUUAUGCUCAGUCCACCUGGAAGAGCGGGCUGGGGCGGCGUCAUGGAAACAGGUCCAAAGAUAAAGAGAGCUUCUUUGAUGUAAGUUUGGAGAAAAUAAAGCGUUCUUCAAUCUUCUCGCGGGUCUUCUUCCAGGUGUUCAGAUUACGGUUCAUAUAGUAAACGAAUGACUAGAAAGCACAGGAAAUGGUAUUGCUUGCAGCAUUCACUACGUCAGUUGCUGCAGCAUACCUCCAGACAUCCCGCAGCGAUAUAGCCU
Neurospora crassa OR74A is the source of this 3157-nucleotide messenger RNA. RefSeq names its product alkanesulfonate monooxygenase. Bases 1226 to 2359 code for a protein of 377 amino acids. The record is from RefSeq and is a predicted model, not a curated record. Gene Ontology annotation, molecular function: oxidoreductase activity, acting on paired donors, with incorporation or reduction of molecular oxygen. The transcript has a single exon. Lineage: Eukaryota; Fungi; Ascomycota; Sordariomycetes; Sordariales; Sordariaceae.